This is a messenger RNA of Penicillium verhagenii, 1053 nucleotides long. RefSeq lists its product as uncharacterized. Gene Ontology annotation, molecular function: zinc ion binding. Bases 1 to 1053 code for a protein of 350 amino acids. NCBI's taxonomy places the organism in Eukaryota, Fungi, Ascomycota, Eurotiomycetes, Eurotiales, Aspergillaceae. The transcript is spliced from 2 exons. The record is from RefSeq and is a predicted model, not a curated record.
AUGCUGUCUCCUCGUAAACGCGAUUUCGGAUCCCCCAGAUCUCCUCGGACUAUAGCUCCAUUAAAUGGUCUCUUCAAAGAGAACGCAUGGCACUGCAACUGUCCAGCCCGUGAGCGAGCUAUCAGAUUUCAAGUGAAGAAAGAAGGGCCAAAUAAGGGCCGGUGGUUCUACACAUGUCAGAAACUACCGAAUCAGCGGUGCAAGUUCUUCCUAUGGAACGAAGACGCGGAGGUCCGUGAGAAGACCGUUCUCAUGGCCAACACCGACUCAGAAAUAGACCUCCGAUCUCAACAUUCCUUUAAUACACCUCAAACUCCGACCAAGUCCACCCAAUACUCUAACGGUUUACUCACCCCACAAACCGAGCGCAAAAUACUGGACUUGCCGCCGUUCCAGUCUGCCCCUAAACCCAGCCCGGUUUCGAUGACACCAAAAGCCCGGAUGAUGGCCGAAGAUACCGAUGAAUUUGGCUGGGACCUCGACUCAGAUGACAAUGCUGAACUCGCACAAGCAAGUCAGUGCGCUGAAGAGUCCUUCAUAUCACAACCCGACUUCUAUGGCGCCACCUCCCCGAACAAAGCACCCCGCACCCCGCAAAGGACGUCCCCAGGCAAGCGCAAGCUUUCUGAAUAUGCAUUUGACAAGGGAAACUCCACCUCUGGCUCUCCAGUCAUUGCGACGCCCGGUUCUUCAUUCUCAUCUCGAGUUCCGCCUGCAUCGGCUGAGAUGUGUCUGACGCCCACACCCAGGAGAUACCGGGAUGAAGAUGUACUGAGUGUCGACUCGCGAUCUAACACCUCUAGUCUGGCCAAGGAUCUUCUGGCGAUCUUGGAGAAACACGACGCGGUUAUUCCCAACAAGGCACGAGAUGAGCUUAUUUCGCGUAUCAAUCUUGAAGACUCGAGGUUCAAGGGCGCGGUUCGCGCGAGGGAUAUGCUUAGGGUAGCAAUGAAGGCGAAGGAUAAAGAGAUUUUGGAGCUCAAGGAAAAGAACACGAACUUGAAAGCUCAGGGCCAAAUGGAUCAGAGCAUGAUCAAUUCUUUCAGACGCUGA